Molecule: messenger RNA, 580 nt
Organism: Aricia agestis (brown argus)
Lineage: Eukaryota; Metazoa; Arthropoda; Insecta; Lepidoptera; Lycaenidae
Exons: 4
Coding region: 87-518 (143 amino acids)
Molecular function (GO): protein binding
Source: RefSeq, a predicted model, not a curated record
ACGUUAAGCAUGACCUUGAAAUUUUAAUUAAGAGAUAAGAAAUUCUAUUCUCUCUUCCGUAGGUAUGUUAGUAUUAGUUCUUGAUCAUGUUUAAUCCUUUCCAGCAAGCUUAUUUAAUAUUAAGUUUAUAUAAUUUACUGCCUAUUUUGACGAAUGCGCAGAAUGAAUUUGAAAAAUUGCAAAGCAAAGAUACGAUAGACAUAAGUAAUUCCACAGAAAUAAGCAAUAGGAAAGAAACGGAUUCAACAGAGGAACCAGAUUGCGGUACGUGUCCGGCGUAUUUUCAGAAAGUAUGCGCUCACGAUAUUUCAACAAGCUCUACAUUUAUAUUUGACAACGAAUGUGUCAUGAACCUUUAUAAUUGUAAGCAUAAAACAGAGUUCGUAAGAGUAAAUUAUGAAAGGUGCUUGUUCUUUGGUAAUUUUGCACAUCUACAAGGACUGAAUAAUGACGAUUAUGAUUAUGGAGACCAUAUCACAGUAAAAUAUGUCAAGAAAAACUCAGACUUUGUAAAAUAAUAUUAUUUAUUUUAAAGCUUUGUAACAUUAUCUGUAAGAAAAAACAUUGAAUUAGAAAUAAA